This is a messenger RNA of Acomys russatus (golden spiny mouse), 1446 nucleotides long. RefSeq names its product TATA-box binding protein associated factor 7 like (gene Taf7l). Lineage: Eukaryota; Metazoa; Chordata; Mammalia; Rodentia; Muridae. Gene Ontology annotation, biological process: RNA polymerase II preinitiation complex assembly; transcription initiation at RNA polymerase II promoter. Bases 1 to 1446 code for a protein of 481 amino acids. Gene Ontology annotation, molecular function: RNA polymerase II general transcription initiation factor activity. Gene Ontology annotation, cellular component: transcription factor TFIID complex. The transcript has 12 exons. The record is from RefSeq and is a predicted model, not a curated record.
AUGGAGCGUGCGGAGGAGGGAGCGCGGGCUGAGGGAGCUCCCGCUGAGGGGGCACCCCUUGAGGUGGGGCACCCCAAGAUUCCCAAAGCCCCCUCAACACCUGUUUCACCAUCAGAGGAAGUUUCUGUCGGCCUUGGUGCGGAAAGUGUUCCGGACCCAUCUGACAGCGGAGGUGCUGGAGGCCCGGACAUUCCUGUCGCCAGCCAGGCCCAGCCCCAGGAAGACCACGAAAGCACCUCUCCUCGAGGGCGUGGACGUGCUCGGGGUCGGGGUCGUAGUCAGGGUCGGGGUCGAGGUCGUGGUCGUGGUCGUGGCAAAACCAUCGAAAAGUCAACGCAAGAACAAGCCAUGAGUUUAAAGCAUGAUGAAUCUUAUGAAAUCGAGGAACAGUUUAUAUUGAGACUGCCUCCGGAACAUGCUUAUGCUGUCAGGAAGAUUAUACAUUCUAGAGGUUCUGCCAUGAAGGAUAAACUAAAAAUUGACUUUUCUCCUGAUGGACACCACGCAGUUGUUCAGGUAGAAGAUGUUUCACUGCCUGCUAAGCUGGUUAAUUUGCCUUGUGUUAUUGGAAGCCUGAAAACUGUUGAUAGAAAAACAUUUUAUAAAACAGCAGAUAUUUCUCAGAUGCUUGUGUGCAGUGCUGAAGGAGAGCCCCAGACUUCUCCAGAAAAGCCAUCUACCUCUACUGAUCCUACUGUAACUGGCAAUGAUGAAGAGAAGACAGAUAAAAAAAUAUAUAACUGGAAGCACGGCAUUACUCCACCACUUAAGAAUGUCAGAAAGAAAAGGUUCCGGAAAACAACAAAAAAGCUCCCAGAUACCAAACAAAUGGAUGAAAUCAACUUUAGUGAGUACACUGGAUCUCCAAAUGUGGAAAAAGAAUUGAAGAGACUGCUGUGCUCAGAUGCUGAAGCUGUCAGUGUCCGCUGGGAAGUAGUUACAGAUGAUGAAACCAAAGAAACAGAAAGUGAAGGGUGCAUUUCAAGUACUUCAGGAACCACACAGAUGAGCGGACCUGGCUCAUCAGAAUUUGAUAUGCUCCGGGAGAUAUUUGAUGAUUCUGGCAGUAACAGUAAUGAUGUGGAAGAUAAAAGUGAUAAAACUGAAGAUGAGGAUGAUGACAAUCAAGAGGAGACUGAUGAGGAUGAUGAUAAGGAUGAUGAAGAGGAAGAGGAAGAGGAAAAAAAACAAGAGACAGACCAUUGUGAAGAAGAGUUAGAAAGGGACCUGCAAGCCAAAUUUUUUCAAUUUAGCCUCUAUGAAACAAGCAAAGAUUACACCUCAAUAAUCAUGGGAAUUAAGAAAUUGAUUCAGUACAAAGAAAGAAAGCUCCAAUAUAUUUAUAAAAAAGCACAGCGACAGAAGGAUCUCCUUAACAAUGUAGAAAACUUGACCCUCAAGAUUCAUCACCUACAGGAACAACUGAAAUGUUUUCUGAAGGAAUGA